AAAGAGGAGGCUUUGUUCAUUGUCUGGAUGCCAGGCUGCAGAGCAAUUAUGCCUUAAAAUGUAGCGAGGGAGCACGGAGCGUUCAAUCUUGCUCUUUGAGCUCACCUGCCAAUGAAUUCUGUGCACACCUGUGUGCUACGAAGGACAUGUCCAAAGCUUCCCAGAUCUUGAGGCCCUGAUUUAGGAAGAAGAGACCUCCUCGGAGGAGCAUGGAGGAUGGGAAUGGCUUGGAGUGAGAACUAGCUGCAGAGCAGCUUUAUCAAGGUCAUCGCCUCGACUCCAGCCCGAGUAGGGAAUUGAAAUGAAAUGUGGAUCGCUCCAGGCACGCCCUCCCCCCCCCAACGCCAGCCUCUUAAAAAUACAUCUCCAACCAAACCAGUUGCGCUUCUCCUGCUCGGAUAUUUUUUUUUUCCAUCUUUCAUUACGCAGAGAAAUUGUGAUCAAUGAAAUUCCUUUGCGUCCGUGUAAAUCUGCUGGGGUUUUUAACUGCAGAUCCAGGGAUGAGGUUGGGGACCGGGGAAAAGCCUGAGAUGCUUGCGCCUGCGAUGAAAUUAUGAAUCCACAUCCCAGAGCAAACGAGCGGUAGGAGGCAGCCAGAAAUCUCCAUCCGCGGAAGCGCUGGGCUGCAGCAAGGGAUGGAAGGUGCAAGUGGAACCAAGAAGACACCCAAACCGAGAGGGCUGCUGGCAUUUCUCCUGGCAACGUCCUGCCCGAAUGGAACCAAUUCAGGCAAGAAGAUCUACUAGCAGAGCAUCAAAUCAGCCUGGGAUGCAGCGCUGUGCCCUCCUUACCCCUGAUUUCUUCCCUCAGUUUCCCCAUCUGUAAAAUGGAGACUAUGCUGUCAAAUCCUGCUUGAAAACCGCCGUCAGAUGCAGAAAAUGGAAGUGAAUUACUCAGGUGAUGCUCGUCGGCAGUCACGGAACAGAUUAAGAGCACAGAACACUCUGCUUCAGCAGCUUGUGUCCCCUAAGCCCUGUGACCAGCGAGGCUAACGCCAGCCUGGACCAAGCGGCGAUGAAGAGCAGCAGUUCUGCCCUGGAAGGAAGUCAACCCUACCGUGGGAAUUGGCCUCUCUCAUUCUCCAAGCCUAAUUAACCAAAUCAUCUGCGUUUGUGGGAGGCUUUAGCAGGAGUGGAGAGGGACAAGAGGAGAGCUCCAAGGAGGAAUGGCUAACGAGGAGCUGAGGCUGGUUGUGCCGGACACUCAUCCCUGGUCUUGGAUGCUUCAGCAGACCCAGAUGUCGGUGCGGCCCAAGAUCUGCAGAACGACGCAUGGGAGAAUGGUAGCGAGCCCAUAAGACCAUGCUCUACAAAAUGACAUGUUGGCUCCUGGUGCUGGUCCUCCACCUGGUCCUUCUGAGCCCUCUGCGGGUGGCAGCCUGCCCUGCCCGCUGCGAGUGUGCCCCGCAGAUCAAGUCAGUGGUGUGUCACCGCAAGAGGCUCACCUCCAUCCCUGAGGGCAUCCCCACCGAGACCAAGAUCCUGGAUCUCAACAAGAACCGCAUCCGCUGCCUGAACCCGGGUGACCUCUCCCCUUACCCACUGCUGGAAGAGCUGGAUUUCAGCGAGAACAUCAUCUCCAAUGUGGAGCCGGGCGCCUUCAGCAACCUGUUCAACCUGCAGACCUUACGGCUCCGGGGGAACCAGCUCAAGCUCAUCCCUCCAGGGGUCUUCACCAAGCUGACCAACCUCACCCUCCUGGACAUUAGCGAGAACAAACUCGUCAUCCUGCUGGACUACAUGUUCCAGGACCUGCGCAACCUGAAGAGCCUGGAGGUGGGUGAUAACGACUUGGUGUACAUCUCCCAACGCGCCUUCUCGGGACUGCUCGGCUUGGAGCAGCUGACCAUCGAGAAGUGCAACCUGACCUCCAUCUCGGCCGAAUCACUCUCCUACCUCCAGAACCUGGAGGUGCUGCGGCUCCGGCACCUCAGCAUCUCCGCGCUGGAGGACCAAAACUUCAAGAAGCUCUACAACCUCCUGCAACUGGAGAUUGACAACUGGCCACUGCUGGAAGACGUCUCCCCCACCAGCUUCCAGGGCCUGAACCUCACCUCACUCUCCAUCACCUACACCAACAUCACAGCUGUGCCCACCGCUGCCUUGAGGAACUUGGUGUAUCUCCGGUACCUGAACCUGUCCUACAACCCCAUUAGCACUGUGCUGAAGGGCUCCUUUAAAGACCUCAUCCGGCUCCAAGAGCUCCACAUCGUGGGCGCUCUCUUGGUAACUGUGGAGCCUCAGGCUUUCUCCGGCCUGAGACAAAUCCGGCUGCUCAACCUCUCCAGCAACUUUCUCUCCACACUGGAGGAGAGCACCUUCCACUCCGUCAACACACUGGAGACGCUGCGGGUGGACAGGAACCCCCUGGCCUGUGAUUGCCGCCUCCUCUGGAUCCUGCAGCGACGGAAGACGCUCAACUUCGAUGGGCAGCAGCCCAUGUGCUCCUCACCGCCCGAAAUCCAGGGCAAUGCUCUGCGGGACUUCCCGGACUCUGUGCUCUUCGAGUAUUUCACCUGCCAGAAGCCCAAGAUAAGGGAUCGGAAAUUGCAGCACGUGACGGCCCGGGAAGGGCAGUCCGUGUCCUUUCUUUGCCGGGCAGAUGGGGAACCAGAUCCCUCCAUCUCCUGGGUGUCCCCUCAACAUCGCAUGAUCACCACCCGCAGCACAGGGCGGGCGACCGUGCUGCCUGGGGGCACCUUGGAGAUCCGCUUUGCCCAGGUGCAGGACAGCGGCACCUACAUCUGCAUCGCCAGCAACGCCGGGGGCAACGACACCUACUUUGCCACCCUAACAGUCAAGGGGCACCCAACCGAUGGCUCCCACUACGCCAACCGGACUUUGUACCUCAAUGAGUUCAACGACACCUCCCACAAUGACACUCAAGUCUUCUUGAAGUUUACUUUGGACCUCAAGACCAUCCUGGUCUCCACGGCCAUGGGCUGCAUCACCUUCCUGGGCGUGGUGCUCUUCUGCUUCCUCCUCCUCUUCGUUUGGAGCCGGGGCCGGGGGCAGCACAAGAACAAUUUCUCGGUGGAGUACUCCUUCCGCAAGGUGGAUGGUCCCACCACCACCACCGGCCAAGGAGGAGCUAGAAAGUUCAACAUGAAGAUGAUCUAAGCCUCUCCCAGAGGAGAACCAUUGUCUGCUGCCCAGCCCUGGGUGGGCUGGGGUGGGUGUGGGAGCACCGGUGAUAUCCUGGAGCUGGUGGUGGCACCUCACUGCGCUGGGACACAGCCGGAGACAUUCUGGAGGACCGUAUGGACCUCAGGGUUUGGAAGCGAUGACCCCAGCUGUCCCAGCCUUGUGGUGAGCCCUUGGGGCUCCAUGGCUCAGGAGCUCUCCUAGCUCCAGGGGCUCCCAAUGUAGCCAACAUUUUUGCUACCAACUAUGCAUUUCUCUACCCAAGAGAUCAGCAGCGUUUGGGCCUGGGAAAAAAACUGCUUCCUUCUUUUCUCCCUCCUUUUUUCCCUUUUUUUUUUAAGAGACUCUCCAGAAAACUUGCCCGGUGGUUGUUUCCGGUUCUUCUCUUUUUCUCCUUGUUGGGGUUUUAUUUUUGUUGGUCCGAUGAUUUUUCUUUUUAAGGGAUUUCCAAGAAUAAAGUCUUCCGGGGCGAUGCGGGACUUGGGCGCUGGGGGAAGCUGUGCCGAGCUUGACCUCUCUCCCAACCCCUCAGCAAAACCGGACCCUCCGCAGGGUACGGCCGCGCCUGGAGAGCUUCUCAUCGGUGGCUUUAAGAGGCACCAUCUGCAAACGUGGGUGUAUAGGGUUCCUCCUGCACAAGCAAUAAUAACCCACUCAAGGCCAGGCUGGGAGGAGGUGUCAGCAAGGAAAAAAAGGGGUUAAAAAAGGCAAAAUGAGGCCAAAAUCAGGAGCAUGUCUUUGCAUGCGCCCCAGCUGCUGGCGCAGGGUUGGAGGGAUGGAUACUCAGGAUGCGGAUGGGGCAAAAGGUGUUUUUGGGGCUGUUUUUCUUGGCUUGCAAAACCAAAGUCUACGGAAGAGCGAGAGCCGGCUCGUCCUGCGCGGGUUGGCCAUGCAGCCCAGGAAAGAAGAGGAGAGAAAGGCUUGGGACAAGCAGCUUGGGAACCAACGGCUAAAGCAAGCACUGGGAAAAGGUCCCGGUUGGCA
Molecule: messenger RNA, 4127 nt
Organism: Cuculus canorus (common cuckoo)
Lineage: Eukaryota; Metazoa; Chordata; Aves; Cuculiformes; Cuculidae
Gene: LINGO3
Product: leucine rich repeat and Ig domain containing 3
Exons: 4
Coding region: 1302-3119 (605 amino acids)
Molecular function (GO): protein binding
Source: RefSeq, a predicted model, not a curated record